Zeugodacus cucurbitae (melon fly) is the source of this 5594-nucleotide messenger RNA. RefSeq names its product SPRY domain-containing SOCS box protein 3. The record is from RefSeq and is a predicted model, not a curated record. Gene Ontology annotation, cellular component: SCF ubiquitin ligase complex. The coding region runs from base 333 to 1427 and encodes 364 amino acids. Gene Ontology annotation, molecular function: protein binding. Gene Ontology annotation, biological process: proteasome-mediated ubiquitin-dependent protein catabolic process. NCBI's taxonomy places the organism in Eukaryota, Metazoa, Arthropoda, Insecta, Diptera, Tephritidae. The transcript is spliced from 3 exons.
CAUAAGCACAGUCGCUCAACGGAACUCGUGAAGAGCACUAGCUUAGCUAGCCAGAUAAAAGAUUGGUGGAAAACACUCUAUUACAAAUUGUGCUAACAAGUUUGCUGUAUGUGUAGGCGCUAACGCAUAAGUGCACGACCAACUCCGGCAAAGUGUUGUUUAUGGAAUUUUCCACGCAAACAUAAAUGAUCACACAUUGCGUGCAUGCAAACGGCUUGUGUGUAUAUUUACUGUAACUACAACUCUUGGCCAACAUUUGUUCAUUCAUAGCGCAACAUAACUCACAACAAGCACAGACAUACGAACAUUCCAGAACUUCAGAAAAUCAGAAAAUGUCUCACCGUCGUCUAUACAUAAGCGCUACACAGCGUCCAAUUGCACCCUUUUGCGAUUGUGCAUUUCCGCAAAGUGUCCUGCUCGCCACUUAUAAAGGAUAUAUACCGGAUUUAGUGCAUUGUCGUUGUGGUGAACGUGUUGUGGAAAAUAAAAGUGAAAAUUCAAAUAAAAUAACUGAGGGUACAGAAGAGCAAACCCCUCAGGCAUCAGUUUGUCAACCGAAUGGUUUACAAUGGAAUUGGGAACAAAAUGAAACAACUGACACUUUGAUCAAAGGCGCUGACAUCACAUUCCAUCCUACCUAUAGUCAGGGCACGGCUAUUGUGCGCAGUGAACGACCACUUAAAACGGGCAUGGUGCAUUUCUGGGAGAUGCGCAUCAUAACGCCACUUGCGGGCACCGAUGUGAUGUUUGGUAUUGGCACCGAUAAAGUUGAACUUAAUCAAUUCCAGUAUCAUUUUGUUUCGGCGCUCGGCACCAACGCACAAUCCUGGGGAUUUUCCUACAAUGGCAAAAUCCAACAUAACGGCGUGCAGCUGCCUUAUGGUCAGAAAUUUUCGCAGGGUUGCAUUGUGGGCGUUUGUUUGGAUCGUGCGCGUGGCACAUUGGAAUACUAUUUGAAUCGUCGUUCACUGGGUGUCGCCUACACGAAUAUACCGCUGGAUCCGGAGGUGAACAUCUAUGCUAUGGUUUGUUCGACAGCGGCCAAGUCAGUGGUGCGCCUGAUAAAUUCCACCUCGCAAGCGGAUUGUCUGCAGUUGCGCGCUUUUAAAGCGCUCUCCAAACAGCCGAAAGACUUGCAGUUACUACGUCAGAUGCCCGGUUUUCGUGGUAUACUGAAUGAUUAUUGGUUCCUAACGCCGCCGUUGCGUUAUUCACGUCGCAAUGCGUCGUGUGAUUUGGAUUUAGCCGAUGAGGCGGUGCUAUCGAAAUCAAGACUGAGCCGAAAGCAGAAAUAUAAAGAUGAUGACUUAGACAUAAAUGAUCUCUACUCAAAUGCGCACAAAAUCGCGAUGCGUCGCAGUCCAGAGAAAGAUGAGGACUUGCAUCCCAGCGAGUUAUUCGAUGAAUACUUUCAUUUCCUUUUCUAAGCGCCCAGUUAAAAAGUAACAAAACAAAAAAGACUAAUUUACGCAAGGAAAAAUAAUUAACAAAACCCCAUUGUAAAAUACCGUUUUCCCACUUAAGCAUUUACAAAUACUAUUUAUGGUUAUUAAAUUUGUAGUAGUGCAAUUAGUAAACGUAAAUUUAAUUAUAAGUUUUUAACGCUAAAGAUAAAACAGUUGUGUAUGCAGGCUCACAAAUUUUCCAUUGCCAUAUUUUUGAUUUUUUUUUUAAUUAAUUUUUAAAUUAUAUUUUUUAGUACUAAAAUUAUGCACAAUGUGUUACAAUUAAACUGUUGCCAGGCAUUAAUUUUUAUUUAACUUAAGCCUUUACAACUGCUGGCAAAUAUUUGUAAUUAGUUAAUUUGUGCGACUUAAUUUGAUAACACUUAAACUCUUUAUGCACUUAGCAUUUGAGAAAUUUGUCGUUUUUUACACUCCUUAACUCUUUUGUUUUUGAUCCGCUGCGCGCUCAAUUCAGUUUCUAAGCAAAAUCGUGCUAAGACACUUGUCGCAUUGUUAGCACCACUUUACUUAUGUGCACUCGUUUAAGUAGCUAAGUAGCUGUAUAAAUAAGCUUAGUUGUUAAGUAGAUUAUUAAUGCAUUUCUAUGGGAAAUGCGCUAAUUUGUUUGUACAUAUAACUCUAUUGUGAGUUUAAUUGACGUUUGUGUUCAAGAGAAAUUUUGCAUUUGCAGCUAAUGCACAAUUAGAACACACAUUUGUUUACAUUAAUUUAUUAAUUACACUUUAUAAAUGACUAAUUUUUUAAAAUAGUUUUUAUAUGCCAAAUAAGAAGAGUUAAAAUAAUAAAUUCUACAAAAAUUUAUUUUUAUUGAAUGUUAAAAGGCGUGUUUUAUUUUGCGAAAUUUUUAUAAAUUUUAAUACAUUUAUUUUAAAAACAAUGACAAAACAAACAAGAAUUUGCUAUGAACAUUCCUAAGUGGUAACAAUCAACCAGCUUCAUUGUCUUUAACUGUCUUCAAUAAAUGAGUCACAAUACACAUUUAUCAUUGACGAAAACGAAUUGGCAUGUGCUGCAAUUAGUUUUCGCGUGAAAUUGUCAUCGAAAACGUGAUACUAUGAGCCGUUUUCGAACAUCAAAUCGUAACGUUUUUGCAUGUACCAGAAAUCGAAAUCGUAACAGUUGUUAUACUCUCGCAACAAAGUUGUUUUGCUCACCUAACGUUUGUUUUUAACACCUAAAACCAAAUAAUCCCCCUUCCGCUUUUUUGUUCUUUAUUCAAUGCUUUAUGAGAAGUGUUACAGUGAUCGGAUUUAGUUCAAAUAUGCGUCGUUUCGUUCGAUAAUCUGUUUCCAUCUCGACGGCAUCUUCAUAAGUAGCUCGUAGAAGCCCCCCUCCGUAUUUGCCAAGAACUCGGACAGCUACUUUUCACAAGCCUCUUUUGAGUUCAACUUUACACCACCAAAAGCGUUCGCCGUAAACAGGAACAGGUGGUAAUCACUUGGCGGUAUGUCCGGGCUAUAUAGGUGGAUGCGAUAAAACCUCCCACCCGAGCUCCCGAGUCAUCAACGAAGUGUGUGGUCUGGCGUUGUCCUGGUGGAACACUGCACCCUUCCGGUUGGCCAAUUCUGGACUUCUGGUACAUUCGCCUGCUUCAAGCGGUCCAGUUGUUCGCAGUAGAUGGUAGAAUUAAGCGGGAUGGGAGCAGCUCGUAGUGGAUGAUCCCCUUCCAAUUCCACCAAUCACACAGCAAAACCUUUCUGGCCGUCAGUCCCGGCUUGGCCGCUGUUUGGGACGAUUCCGAUAUGUGAUCCAUUUAUCGACGCCAGCCACCAUCCGCUUUAAAACUUGGUCGAAUUCGUUCCGUUUCAGCAGCAGCAUAUCGCAGGCAUUGAUUCGGUCCUGAAAGUUUCAGCAGAUAAUUUAAAAUGGUUUAGUGUCUAACUCCCAUCUCCUGGACGAUAUCACGAGAUGCCCCAACCUAUCAAUGUUAUAUAUACCAAAGUGAUCAGGGUGACGAGUAGAUUCAAAAUGGCGAAAACCAAAAAUUUAAAUAAACUUUGCAGAAUAAAUGACAGAAAAGGCCGUACUCAGAUAAAAUUAAGUUCGAUAUGUAAUAUAUUCUUGACACCCAGAUGGCACGGGCGGAAUAUGGGCGAAAUCGGUUUACAACCAGCACUACAUCUCAUAUGACUCAGUUUGGAAUUCCAUCUGAUUUCUUCACUUUAUAGUAAAUAUGUACAUUAGGAACCAAUGAAGAUGUCGGGAAAAAAAUUUUAAGAAAUACUGGUCCCUGAUAUAGAACAUGAAGAACUCAGUGUCUAAGGAUAAGAGUCUUUUUCUUCUAAUAGUGUGUCUCUGUACCAAAAAUGUUUAAAAUUGGGUCAUAAAUUCCCGAGCAACCGAACUUAGCCCUUCCUUAUUUGUUCCUUUUCGCUGUUUGGCGCUAAUUGGUGAUACCAAUAGCAACCAGGUCUUUCUCCACCUCGUCUUUUCAACGGAGUGCAGAUCUUUCUCUUCCUCUGUUUCCAACAGCGAGUACAGCGUUGAACACUUUAAAAACUGGAUCGCUUUUAUCCUUUCGAACAACAUGACCUAGCCAGCGUUGUCGCUGUCUUUUUAUUCACUGAACUAUGUUAAUGCCGUUCUAUCGUCUAGGACUUUACUUUUCAAUUGUCUACUCAGUUCAUAAUAACACCUGCGGCAAAAGUAAUUCUGUGUUGGAUUUCAACGUUCAAUAACUGGUGAAUCUUACGUAGUCCCAACAGUACUAGAAGGGGUUCGGUAGUUCCCGGACUUGCGAAAUAGAACGCCUAUGGGCUAAACCCUUUACUCCGUCCUUUAGUAUUUCGACUGCGGGACCGCAGUUAGACAUUGCAUCACAAGGACAGGUGUUAGCCAAUUGGCUCUUCAUCUUCCAUUUCGGAUCUAAUACUGUCUCAGCGCGUGCCUCUCUUUGAUCCUUUGCCACUCCUUCCUCCAAAACUACUAAGGCUCUCGCAUUCCAAUCUCUUAUUCUGUCCCGUAUCUGCUGAGAUCGAAUCAUAUGCGAUACAAUAUUCGCUGGCGCCAAACGCUCACCUAUGAGUGCCUCCAGUUCAGCACUUUCCCCUUCAUAACGCACACGUUCGAAACAUAUGCAUUUAGCAUUUUCACUCUCGUUGCCACAGAAAGCACAGUCGGUCUUAUCUUCAUGUCCAUAUUUGUGCAGGUAUUCUCUAAAACAGCCGUGACCACUCAGGAACUGCGUCAGAUAGUAAUCUGUUUCGCCACGUUUCACCUCUACCCACUCUUGUACGUUUCUGAUUAGCGAGUGCGUCCAUCUGCCUUUCGAGGCCUCAUCCCAACUUUUCUGUCACUCAAUAAGGCUCGUCCGUCUUUCAUGCGUCCGCUCUUCGUUCGUUAGGCGUCUCCCUGUGAACUAUAUCCAAGUCCAUUCGAUAGGGUUAGAACCAAAGCUCGGUUUGAGCGAGUGAAUCCUGAUUUAAUUGAGAGAAUUUUUGAGAAAGAUUCACCUACUUUUUUCUAAACAUUAUAUGCAAGGUAAAAGAAAUAACCUCAAAAUUAUAUUUAUUUAUUUAAUUUUAUUUGUAAUUUUCAUUGCGCUGGCGCACCUCAAUCAUAUAGUACUUAUGCAUUUGCAAUACAUGUUUAAGUUUAAGAUAGCAGAAUAAAAUUGUUGUUGUUAAAUAUAUAUGUAUAGUAUAAAUUGUGCUGCGUAAAAACUACAAAAUCGAUCAUUUGCAAAAUAUUAAGUAAUUGAAGCAGAAUAUGAAUAAUAAUUUAAAUUAUUAUUAUUAUUAAAAAAAAAAUUAACUCACAAACACAAACCGCAGCGCAUUAAUAAAAUACCGUUUUCCGCUAAAUGACUAACGUAGUGUAUAAAACUAUUGUUUAAAUAAUUAUUAUGUUUAUUAGCCUUUGCAGCCAUUUUGAAAUGUGUAUGAGAAUAAAAUUGUGUUGAAAGCCAAAUUGUAUGAAUUUCAAGCGAAAUAUUUCAACUUUAAUGCUGCUCACUCAUCAUUAUCAACGUCGCCGUCGUAUUCGUCAUGCGCUAAAUGCUUCGGUACCCUUCUAGCUUUCGCAUUCGCCUUAGUCUUAGCCUUCAAACCACCCCCGCCCACACAUGCCUGCUGCGUGCUAAGCGAAAAAACCACGCCCAAUGGCAGCUAAUCUAUAUCAUCGUCAUCA